AUGGGACUCGUCACUGCUGAGAAGAACACUAUCGCUCAAGUGAAAUCCAUGGACGACAAGACAGCCCUUAGCGUCAAGACUAUUAAUAUAGAAGAGGAGGCGGACGCGGAAGAAGAAGGGGAGGCGGGCGCGGAAGAAGAAGGGGAGGCGGGCGCGGAAGAAGAAGGGGAGGCGGGCGCGGAAGAAGAAGGGGAGGCGGGCGCGGAAGAAGAGGGACGACGCCCAUGGCACUUUAAAUCAGAGGAAGACUUUAUUGGGGCUGAAAGGGCUUUUGAAAAGGUGGAGAAAACCAUUGGCGAGCCCGGACCGCCGGCUAAGAUAACGGCGAGACAGGCAUCAGAUCUUACGACUUAUAUUGAGAGCGAGUCUGUCGAUUGGAACAGAAUGGCGUGUAUUGUCGCGCUUCUUGGUAGCUUCACUUUUGUAAUGUAUAUAUUUCAUGGCGAAAUCUACGCGGGGUGGGUUAGACUUACGACUUAA
Peronospora belbahrii is the source of this 480-nucleotide messenger RNA. The record is from the annotation of a GenBank genome assembly. Lineage: Eukaryota; Oomycota; Peronosporomycetes; Peronosporales; Peronosporaceae.